AUGCAUAACCCGCUGCUAUCUGACCCGGCGGCGUCUUCCGGUCCUUGGCCACAGGUGGGCUUAGGGCAAGAUCCCGCCAUCUACCCGAUCGUAGUGUGCUGCAUGCACCGCGACGACGCGGAGGCCAUCGACGCUCUCAACGCGACGGUCUUUUAUCAAACCGCGGCUCAUGACGUCCAUCUUGCCGUGUGGCGUGUACAAGAAGCCAACAUAUCGCUGCGCGGCGAGCGGAUCUACAGUGUCCGUGCCGCGCUAGAAGGCAGACAUACCGGUGUUUUCAUUGGGGUCACUUGGGCUCACAUCGGCUUUCAAAUCGGAGAGGGCGAACGGCACAUCAAGCAAUACUCAUGCCGGUACAAGCGAUUCGACAAGAAGGGUCUGUCCGUGGCCAGCGCCAUCGCGUAUAUGGUUAUGAAAACCGGGCACAACUUCCCCCUCGACAUCGACCUCGACUUGCCCAUCAUCCCAGCCCCGCUCCGCCUCGUCCCAGCUCCCGCUCUGCUCUGUACUCCCGUACGCCGCGCGCCUCCCCACAGCACUCCGGCGACCCCGAGCAGAAGUUCCGUCCAGUGGGCAACUCCUGCCCUGUCGCGCGGGAAGCAGCGCGAGCAAGCGCUGCCCCCUUCCGGCGACGCGCUCGCACAUGCCUUUCAACAGGGUACGAGCCUACAGGACCGCGUGGUCCCAUGCGCGCCCCGGACUGAGGAUGUCGAGGGCUCAGGUGUGCUCGCCGCCGCUAUCCGGCUGCUAUUCAUUCCCCCUGAGCAAGCCGCCGCGGACGCCCAUCCCUUCGCAGUUGACCUCGGGUCAAGGGCGAAGCCCAUCCUCAAGGAGCUUAACCCGGACGACUCAGAACUUAUGUACCUUUUGCAGGUCUUCGCGGGUGCAGCUUCGCGGAAGGAGUUCGCUUACGACGCGUCCAAGCACCCUCGCUGGGAUGGCGCGAGUCUAGAGCGUCUAUAUGAUGCUAUCUUCUCCCAGAUCCCCCACUCCCACACCUCGCUUCUUUUCCCGCCCUCCCUCCGCUUCUCAUCGCGCGCUCCUGUCAUGGCACGCGCCCGAGCAGACGCCCCCGCGCUCAACGGCCAUGAUGGUAUCAAGAAGUUACCUCAAUCCACGCGCAAGCUGUCUUAUGCGGAGAAGAAGGCACUGCGUGAGAAGUCGAAGGUCUACAAGCAGACGCUCAACAACAGGCUCGACGCCAUCCGGGAUGAGGUAUGGGACCACGCUGUAUCGCUCCACGAAGACCUGGGCAAGCACAGCGCGGCGUGGUACUACCGCCUCAUCCUCCACCAGAGCAACAUCCGUUUCAAGGAGCCACGCGCCCUCUCACUGUGGAAUGCGUUCGUCAGCCAAGAGCUUUGCGCCCACAACCAAGACCUGAACACCAAUGACCGUGUGUCGUCUGGGUUCAUCAAGACCCUCGCCGAGCGCUGGGCCACCCAGGAAACGGUAAAACGGGGGCUUAUGCGCAAGUCCCCUGCCCCUGUCCCCGACGUCCCCGAGGGCCCGGCCCAGCCUCCCCUGCGCUCUCCCGGACCACGUGAGCGGCUUCCCGUGCCGCGCUCCCUGAUGGCCGCCCCCACUGGCGUCUCCCCUCGCGCCGCCCGUCCGUGA
Messenger RNA from Epithele typhae, 1617 nucleotides. RefSeq lists its product as uncharacterized. The transcript has 8 exons. Bases 1 to 1617 code for a protein of 538 amino acids. NCBI's taxonomy places the organism in Eukaryota, Fungi, Basidiomycota, Agaricomycetes, Polyporales, Epitheliaceae. The record is from RefSeq and is a predicted model, not a curated record.